UGCCGUUAGCCGCCGCUAUGUGCAGGGAAUAACGCCGGGGUCGUUGCCAGAGGGACACCGCGCGCUCCGCCCUCGCUCCCGCAUCCCGCGGGAUGCCGGCUCGCUGAGCACCCGCUAGCGACGGCCCCUCCCCGACACGGCGAGCCUCCUCGGAGGGGAUGACGUAGCUUUGCCAAGGAUUUAUCAGCUAAGCAGAAAAUGAGCUUAACAUCCUGGUUUUUGGUGAGCAGUGGAGGCACCCGACAUAGGCUGCCACGAGAAAUGAUUUUUGUUGGAAGAGAUGACUGUGAGCUGAUGUUACAGUCACGGAGUGUGGACAAGCAACAUGCUGUACUCAACUAUGAUGCCUCUACAGAUGAGCACUUGGUGAAGGAUUUGGGCAGCUUGAAUGGGACAUUUGUGAAUGAUGUGAGGAUUCCAGAACAGACAUACAUCACUUUGAAGUUAGAAGAUAAAUUGAGAUUUGGAUAUGAUACUAAUCUUUUUACUGUGGUCAGGGGAGAGAUGAGAGUCCCUGAAGAAGCACUUAAGCAUGAAAAAUUCACAAGCCAGCUCCAGUUAUCCCAAAAAUCUUCAGAGGCAGAAGGAUCGAAACAAAGCAGCUCCAAAAGUUCAGAGUCCAAGGUAACAGACUCCACAGCUGAAGUGCACCACAAAACUACAGAAGCACUGAAAUCUGAAGAAAAAUCAGUGGAUAUUUCUGCCAUGCCUCGUGGGACACCGUUGUAUGGACAGCCAGCCUGGUGGGGUGAAGAUGAAGCUGAUGAAAAAGGUGGUUGUAAGCCAGAUGGCAAGCACGAAGAAAAAAUGCCUGAGACAGGGGCUUCAGGAUGCAGCACAGAUGCCAAGCAAUCUGAGGAGCGAUCUGCAUCUGCAAGUGAAGAACUUUAUCCUUUUUGUAGGGAGCCCAGUUAUUUUGAAAUCCCUACUAAAGAAUGCCAGCAAGCUUCACAGAUAGCAGAGAGCACUAUUCAUGAAAUUCCCACAAAAGAUACCCAAAGCUCUCACACAGCAGCUUCAGGGCACGCUUCCUUUACCAUUGAAUUUGAUGACAACACUCCAGGAAAAGUAAAGAUCAAAGAUCAUGUGACAAAAUUCACAUCGGAACAGCGUCACAAGUCAAAGAAACCUUCUUCCUCCAGUGGUCAGGACCUGCCGGGGCUUCAGACAGUGAUGAUGGCUGCGGAGAGCAAAGUAGCAGAUUGGCUUGCACAGAAUAAUCCUCCAAGAAUGAUAUGGGAGCCAACGGAGGAGGAUUCCAAAAGUAUUAAGAGUGACGUUCCAGUGUACUUGAAGAGACUGAAAGGGAAUAAGCAUGAUGAUGGCACACAAAGUGAUUCAGAAAAUAUUGGUGCACACCGGCAUUACAGUAAACGGGCAGCACUUGAAGAGCACUUAAGGCAUCAUCAUGCAGAGCUGAAAAAGUCACACCAGAAAGUUCAUUCAACAGAAAAGCAGCAAGAUCAAGCUGGUAUGAGUCAGACUGCCUUUAUGAUUGAGUUUUUUGAUGAAGACCAUCCUCGCAAGAGACGUUCUUACUCUUUUUCUCAGAAUGUAGGAGCUCUAUGCCCAGAUUCUCCAUCUCCCACAUCUCACACACGAGCUGAAAGAGUGAAACCUGCAUCAGGAGAGAAAGUCCCUUCACCUGUGCAAGCUGGCUCAUCAUAUCACAGAGCAGUACAUGGUGUUCAUGCCAAACUUCUAAACCAGAAAUCAGAAGAACCCUCUGCUGCAUUACCUGCCUUACAAGCUGCAUUGUUAAGGAGUUCAGGAAGCCUUGGCCAUAGGCCUAAUCAGAACCAGGAGAUGGACAAAAAGUUGAAGAGCCAACACAUUUCUGCUGCUAGUGAAAAGGACAAUGAGGAUGACCAGAGUGACAAAGGUACUUACACUAUUGAGUUGGAAAAUCCCAAUCCUGAAGAAAUGGAAGCCCGUAAAAUGAUUGACAAGGAAGGUUCUAGUAACCCUGGAAGUAAACGUUGGGUAUCGCAGUGGGCCAGUUUGGCUGCUAAUCACACACGUCAUGACCAAGAUGACAUGAGAUUGGAGUCCUCUGGGCCUGCUCCAUUAGAAAAUGACACUGACAUCAGUGAGUCUGGUAUUUCUGUUAGAAGCGCUGGUUCAGCUGCUUCUAUGACUAGCCAAGGUGAGCGAAAGAGGAGGACACUUCCACAGCUUCCCAUAGAGGAGAAAGUGAAUGAAAACUUAAAACCAAAAACUGUAUCUCAUCAGAGGUCAGAAAUAGGUGAAAAGCAAGACACUGAACUUCAGGAGAAAGAAACUCCAGCUCGUGCCUCAGAUGCUAAGUCAAGCAGAACAAUGAAUGGUCUUUCACCCAAAGCUACUGGAGACAAAGUUUUCUCUUUUCCCAGCUCUUCUAGUAAAGAGAGAGUAGAAACUGGCCGAGAAACUUCUGUGGUGAAACAAGCUUUAGCAAAAAUUCAACAACAGGAAAGAAAGGAGCAAGGUCACUGGACACCCUCAAAAUUAUCCUCUACAAAAUCUGCUGCAAACCAGGUUGAGAAAGGUAGGGAGGAGAUUGCUGUGUCACCCAAAACUUUGGAUAAUCAAGACAAUGUUCCUGGACAUGUUACAGAUAAAGCAGAAAUUAAGUUGGCACAGAUUGAGGGAAAAAGAAGAAAAAAUGAGGAAAUCAUUAGAGGCCAAAGUCCUAAAGUACUUGGAGGAGAAAAAAAGGAGUCUUCAAAACCAUUAGUGAGGCAAGGUAGCUUUACUAUAGAUAAGCCUAGCACAAAUAUACCUAUAGAACUUAUUCCUCACAUCAAUAAGCAGAGUGGUUCUGCUGCCCCUUUAGUAUCUGCAAGCAGGUUACGUGACAGAAGUGAUUCAAUGGACACUGAUUCCAGUAUAGAUACAACACUCAUUUUAAAAGACACAGAAGCUGUAAUGGCUUUCCUUGAAGCUAAAUUGCGUGAAGAAAAUAAAACUGAUGAAGGUCCUGACACUCCUAGUUAUAACAGAGAUAAUUCCAUAUCACCAGAAUCAGAUGUUGAUACAGCCAGCACAAUCAGUCUUGUUACUGGUGACACUGAAAGAAAAUCCACACAGAAGCGGAAGAGCUUUACAAACUUAUAUAAAGACAGAUGUUCCACUGGUUCCCCUUCAAAGGAUGUUUUAAAAUCUUCUACAAGUGCAAGAGAAAAAAUGGAAAAGAAAACUAAGAGUCGAUCUUCAGAUGGUGGGUCUAGAGCUGACACUCGCAAAGCUGUGCAAUCCAGUGGAAGAAUGAGACAACCAUCAGUAGAUUUAACAGAUGAUGACCAAACAUCCAGUGUACCUCAUUCUGCCAUUUCUGAUAUCCUGUCAUCUGACCAGGAAACCUACUCUGGCAAAUCACACGGAAGAGUUCCUUUUGCCUCAGCAGAUGAACUUGUACAUUCCAAGAUGGAAGGAAAGUCAGCUAAAUCAAAAUCCUCUCCUGUUGGACUUGGGCAGUCUAGUAAAUCUACCACUCUUCCAAGACCUCGUCCCACAAGGACUUCUCUCUUACGCAGAGCACGCCUUGGUGAAGUCUCAGAUAGUGAGCUUGCUGAUGCCGAUAAGGCUUCAGUAGCUUCUGAAGUGUCCACUACAAGUUCUACGUCAAAACCUCCAUCAGGGAGGAGAAAUAUUUCCAGAAUAGACUUACUCGCUCAACCCCGCAGAAAUCGACUUGGCUCUUUAUCAGCACGUAGCGAUUCUGAAGCAACAAUAACCAGAAGCACUGCCUCCUCACGCACCCCAGAAGCUAUUAUCAGAAGUGGUUCAAGGUUGCUCUCAGGAGGAGAUAGCACUAAAGUUUCUGCUAGAACUCGAGCCAAUAGCAUUUCUCGACUUUCGGAUUCAAAAUCCAAAUCCUUGGCUUCGGCUCAUAAUUCUCCCUCAGUAAGUGCAAGAUGGAGGCGCUUUCCUACAGAUUAUGCUUCCACCUCAGAAGAUGAAUUCGGAUCAAACCGUAAUUCCCCUAAACAUACCCGUCUACGUACCUCUCCAGCCCUGAAAACCACGCGACUGCAGAGCGCUGGGACAGCAGCUCAAAGCAGCAACACAUUCAAGCACAGGAUAAAGGAGCAGGAAGACUACAUUCGUGACUGGACUGCCCACCGGGAAGAGAUAGCAAGGAUCAGUCAAGAUCUGGCUCUCAUCGCACGGGAAAUCAACGAUGUAGCAGGAGAGAUAGAUUCAGUGACUUCAUCAGGCACUGCCCCCAGUACCACAGUAAGCACUGCUGCCACCACCCCUGGCUCUGCCAUAGACACUAGAGAAGAGUUGGUGGACCGAGUAUUUGAUGAAAGUCUCAAUUUUAGAAAAAUCCCUCCAAUAGUGCAUGCGAAACCCCCGGAAGGGAAUGGUCGGCCUAGUGAUGCCAGACCUCAGCUGACAGAGGCUCUCGAUCCCCCAACAAUUACCCGCAGAAGGACUUGGAGCAGAGAUGAAGUUAUGGGGGACAGUUUGCUGUUGUCCUCAGUCUUCCAGUUUUCUCGCAAGAUAAGACAAUCCAUAGACAAAACAGCUGGCAAAAUCAGAAUAUUAUUUAAGGACAAAGACAGAAAUUGGGAAGAAAUCGAAAACAAGUUACGAGCUGAAAGUGAAGUUCCCAUUGUGAAAACAUCAAGCAUGGAAAUAUCAUCAAUUUUACAGGAACUGAAACGAGUUGAGAAGCAGCUGCAAGCAAUUAAUGCCAUGAUUGACCCUGACGGUACCCUGGAUGCUCUGAGCAACUUGGGAUUUGCUAGCCCCAUCUUACCAGCUCAGCCGAAGCCGAAGUCCAGCCCUGUUUCCCAGGGCCCUCGCCCACCAGCGCAGCCAAACUGCCAGCCCGAGGCUCGGGCUGCACGUCCUGCCACCGGCCCUGUGGCAGCUGAAUUGGAAAAUGCUGAAUCCGAGGCAGAUUUCAGCAUACAUUUCAAUAGGUUUAACCCAGAUGGGGAAGAAGAAGAUGCCACCCUUCGUGAGUGACAUCUCAGUGUUUGAUACAAAAACCUUUCAUGUGGAAUGUUUAGAAAUCAAGGAAAACUUAUAAUGUUUGUUUUUAUAAUUAUAAAAAAAAAAAAAAAGGCUUGGUCAAGCAGCUGUUGUUUUAUUAAACAGUUUUCUUUAAUUGUGAUGCUUUGAUUGUCACACAAAUCCUUUUCAAAUCAUAAAGAUAUGCAUAGAUACCAGUGUAGGAAAGCAGAUUGUGGCAGGUUUGCCCUUUGUGGUUGUGUGCUUUGCAAAAGAGUUAUUAUAUCAGCAGUUUUCCCUUAAUAGAUUUAUUUCUUUUUAAAAGCCAUGCAAGCAGUCUAACAUUUACUGAAAGCCCCAAAUCUCUUUGCCAAGCUGCUCUGAUGAACAGACUUCCUCCUCUAAAGGUAGUACAGAACUGUUGGACAGUUAUGUUUGAUUCUGAAUUAGAUGAUUUAUAUAGGAAGCACUAUCUUUGACUACAAUGACACAUUACUGCAAAAGUAAGAUAGAUUUCAGAAAGCAUUCAUUCUCAUGUACUGGAAAAUCUCAAACAGUUCUGUGGUUUAUGUAACUUUGUUGCUGCGUAAAUUGUCUUGGGGUUUACAAAUAAGUUCACAUAUUAUGUUUGCACUAAGGUUUGCUGGAAGUGGUAGGUGAACAUACCGAUAUUGUUGAACAGCAAGCAGUGUUUUGGUGUACAUAGAAAACUGAUAAUACUGUCCUUGUAUUAUCAUUACAGUGUUUUAAUCCACUUCCUGAAAAGAUUAUUCGGCACUUUUUGAUCUUCAAAAGUCUUUUUGAUGUUAAUGAAAGUAGAAAUAUUUCAUAUCUCAUUUCUGUCCAAAUCUUUGUUGAAACUAACUAGGAAACAAAUUUGAGCAUAUAGCAAUGUGGGACAUAUUAAACCAUAUUGAGGCAAAUGGGCUCUCACCAAUCCAAAUGCAGCGUAAUCUUACAGAAGAAAUUACUGUUUAUUUGGAAUGAUCAUGAGAUGUAAAAUUUUCUUUAGGGAACUUGGAAAUAGAGUUGUCAUGAUUUGCUUGAUUGAUAGAUGCACUCCCAAGCAAAUGAUUUUAUUUGCUUCUGUAUAUUUUCCUGUAGUCUUGCUAGUAAUGCUGUCCCUGUCUUACAUAUUUAAAAAGGACGACUGCUAACAUGGACAUUUUGCUUAUACCACUGAAAAGCAAGUCUAUUUGAAGUUUCCUAUAUAAGCCUAUUUUCUUUAUCAGUUGUCCCAGUAACUUAACAUUUGGAAAUAAUAAAAAAAAUUAAAGUAAAUUACUUUGUAUUUCCAGAACACUGUAAUUUGGAGGAAUGUUUUUUCUGUUAAAUGUAACUAAUAGACUGGAAUUUUCUUAUGUUUGCAUCACUCUCUAUAUAUUAAGGUUAAAGAUACAGUUUUGCAGCUUUUAUGAAAUGGUCUUUAAUAUUUCAGCAAUAAUUCUAUAUGAGAUUUGUUUUUAAAAAACCUACUUUCUGUACGCUUUUGAAUUGUACAGGCUUUCAGAAAUCAGUAAAAGUUGGACCAGUUAAUAAAGAUGCAAAAACUUUUUUUGUAGAGAUGUAAAAACAAAACCACUAAUCUGUUGUAUAAUGGAUUUCAUAUUUUCUUUAAAAAAUUUUAAAAGCAAACAGUCUGUAUGUAUGACUCAAUAUGCUCUACUCCAGCUAACUGUGGGAGCCUGAAUGACACUGGUUUACAGAGGCUACAGGAAAACUUUUUGAAGGUGCAGAAGGGCAAAAAUAAAUGGAAACUAGAGCUAGGUGUGGAAAACUGAGUGUACCAAACCAUCACCAUAAUUCCUUUUUUUGUUUAAUUCUUGGGAACAUAAUUUUUCUGCAGAUUCAAGUGGAAGGUAGGAAACGGCUAGGAAGGAUUAAAGGUGCAGGCUCUUCAUACGAGAUUCUGUUUGUGUUAUUUCAGGCAUUUUUACCCUUAUGUUGUGAAAUAAGCAUUUUGCAUUACUAUGUUAUUAUUUUGUAUGGACAUGUUCUCUUUAUUUAUUUUUGUUACAUUUAUUAUGUAUGUUAUUUUGUUAUAUGCAUUUACAACUCCAUUUUUAAAUAAAGUGUUUCUGGAACU
Pseudopodoces humilis (Tibetan ground-tit) is the source of this 7030-nucleotide messenger RNA. NCBI's taxonomy places the organism in Eukaryota, Metazoa, Chordata, Aves, Passeriformes, Paridae. The record is from RefSeq and is a predicted model, not a curated record.